Molecule: messenger RNA, 1233 nt
Organism: Zingiber officinale
Lineage: Eukaryota; Viridiplantae; Streptophyta; Magnoliopsida; Zingiberales; Zingiberaceae
Product: phosphoenolpyruvate carboxylase kinase 2-like
Exons: 2
Coding region: 50-964 (304 amino acids)
Biological process (GO): intracellular signal transduction; protein autophosphorylation; peptidyl-serine phosphorylation
Cellular component (GO): nucleus; cytoplasm
Molecular function (GO): ATP binding; calcium-dependent protein serine/threonine kinase activity; calmodulin binding
Source: RefSeq, a predicted model, not a curated record
GCGGAAAUAGAAAGCGGAGAAAUGAGACCUUUGUGUAGGAGAAGAAGAUAUGAGCGAAGCAUUGGCGAGGGAGUACGAGAUCGGGGCGGAGAUCGGCCGAGGGCGGUUCGGAGUGGUGCGGCGGUGUAGAUCCGUGGAAACCGGGGAAGAGUUUGCCGUCAAAUCGAUUGAUAAGCGUCUCCUCGCUGACGACCUAGAUCGGGCGUGCGCCGAGCGGGAGGGGAGGCUCCACCUCCUGGCGGCCACUGGUAACCCCUACGCGGUCCAGAUCCACGCCACCUAUGAGGACGAGGUGUGGGCGCAUCUUGUUCUUGAUCUCCUCGACGCGCCCGAUCUUUGCGACCGCAUCGCCGCCCGAGGAGGGGCGCCGCUUCCUGAGCCGGAAGCUGCGGCGGUUGUGGCUCCGCUUGCGGAGGCCGUGGCAGAGUGCCACAGAAGGGGGGUGUCGCACCGCGACGUCAAGCCGGAUAACGUGCUAUUCGACGCGGCGGGACGACUCAAGCUGGCUGACUUCGGGUCGGCGGAGUGCUUCGUGGACGCCGACGGGGACUGGGUUCCUAUGAGGGGGAUUGUGGGGACGCCGUGGUACGUUGCGCCGGAGGUGGUGAGCGGGAGGGAGUACGGAGAGAAGGUUGAUGUUUGGAGCAUAGGUGUGGUGAUGUACAUGAUGCUUGCCGGAGGGGUACCGCCCUUCUAUGGGGACACAGCGGCUGAGACCUUUGAGGCCGUGGCGAGGGCCAAUUUGAGGUUUCCACCGAGGAUCUUUGGCUCGGUGUCCCCAGCGGCCAAAGACCUUCUCCGCCGGAUGCUCUGCAAGGACGUCUCAAGAAGGUUCUCCGCCGACCAAGUCCUGAGGCAUCCCUGGAUCACGAGCGGAGGGAUGAGCCCAAUGGACGAACUAAGGCGUGAUCCUUCCCUCUCCAUGGGAAGACGCGAAGGCUCCCUUCUAGGCCUAUGCACAUAGCUUUGGCCAUUAAAUACACCGUAUGAGCUUAACUACUGAGCACCCUGAGCGCUCGAGGUGCGCUUGAGAGAUAGAUAGAUAGAGAGACAUGGAGACGAGGGACAUAGUCUCCAUUAGCCUGUGCGUAGACAUGUAAAUCUUCAGGACAUCCCUUCUGUGCUCUGCUUUGGAUGUUCUGUUCUGCGAUUACCGCUUUUGUUUUUUUUUUUUCGUCUUGUAUCUUGAAGGUUUGUUGCGUGUAUAAAGCGGAAGAGAAUCGAGGUUUUUCA